This is a messenger RNA of Pestalotiopsis fici W106-1, 315 nucleotides long. RefSeq lists its product as uncharacterized. Bases 1 to 315 code for a protein of 104 amino acids. The transcript is spliced from 3 exons. The record is from RefSeq and is a predicted model, not a curated record. Lineage: Eukaryota; Fungi; Ascomycota; Sordariomycetes; Amphisphaeriales; Sporocadaceae. Gene Ontology annotation, cellular component: membrane.
AUGGGUCUCGAGAACACUGCUUAUGCGCUCGGCGGUCUGACCGCAACUGGAGGCACAAUUGGUUUCCUGAGAACGGGCUCUGUACCUUCGGUCGCAGCAGGCUGGACAGUUGGUCUACUUUACGCUCUGGGCGGCUACCGCCUCCAAAACUUCCAAUCGUUUGGCCUUGAGCUGGCACUGCUCGCCUCUGUCGUCCUCGGAGGCUCUUCUAUUCCCAGAGCGCUCCGCCUCAAGAAGCCCGUUCCGGUGGUGCUGAGCUUCGUGUCGCUGUUCGGUGCGUUUGUGUUCGGUGAUGCGUUCCGGAAGACCUUGUAG